Pelobates fuscus (common spadefoot toad) is the source of this 7263-nucleotide messenger RNA. RefSeq names its product protein tyrosine phosphatase non-receptor type 21 (gene PTPN21). The coding region runs from base 299 to 3946 and encodes 1215 amino acids. Gene Ontology annotation, biological process: protein dephosphorylation. Lineage: Eukaryota; Metazoa; Chordata; Amphibia; Anura; Pelobatidae. Gene Ontology annotation, cellular component: cytoskeleton. The transcript has 20 exons. The record is from RefSeq and is a predicted model, not a curated record. Gene Ontology annotation, molecular function: protein tyrosine phosphatase activity.
CGCGCAUUGAUCCACUGCCAGCCCUUGCAGUCAGGAAGUGGCUGCUUUGUAGAGGUUGCAAGCUGGGGGUGUGCAGCUUUUCAUGCCAAUCCUGAGAAUCCAGACAGGAAGAGAGGGCUACAGCACUUCCCACCCAGGACAAACUCCCAGAGACUCUAUAGCUCCAUACCCCUGCUGUGGAACAGAGCAACAGGGCGAUUGAUGCAUCCUACGUGUGGUUUCUUUACUGGGUUUUUAAUGGCUGCUGGAUGACUUGGCUGAGCUGUAUGUGCUACGGACGAUAUUGUUGUCCGGGAACAUGCCGCUGCCUUUUGGGCUGAAGUUAAAGAGGACUAGGAGAUACACCGUGUCCAGUAAGAGCUGCCUUGUGGCACGGAUACAGCUGCUGAACAAUGAGUUUGUGGAGUUCACGCUCUCCGUUGAGAGUUCGGGGCAGGAGUGCCUGGAAGCUGUGGCACAGAGACUAGAGCUAAGGGAGGUGACCUACUUCAGUCUGUGGUAUUUCAACAAGCAGAACCAGCAGAGAUGGGUGGAUUUGGAAAAACCGCUGAAGAAACAGCUGGAUAAGUAUGCUCUGGAGCCCACGGUCUAUUUUGGCGUGGUAUAUUAUGUGCCUUCCGUCUCCCAACUACAACAGGAGAUCACCAGAUACCAGUAUUAUCUUCAAUUGAAGAAGGAUGUAUUAGAAGGGAAAAUUCCUUGCACAUUGGACCAGGCAAUACAUCUGGCUGGACUGGCUGUUCAAGCGGAUUUUGGAGACUACGACCAGUAUGAAUCCCAGGAUUUCCUGCAGCGAUAUGCUUUAUUUCCUGUGGCAUGGUUACAAGAUGAAAAGACCCUGGAGGAAUCGACUCAGAAUGUAGCUCUGCUUCACCAAAAGCUUAGGGGUCUUUCGCCCUCGGAAGCAGAGUUGCUCUACAUGCAGGAGAUCGAGCGGUUAGAGUGCUAUGGUGAGGAAAGUUACCCUGCUAAGGACAGUCAAGGAGCAGACCUCUCUAUUGGAGCUUGCCUGACUGGGAUAUUUGUUAAACAUAAGAAUGGAAAGCCCCCUGUGGUUUUUCGUUGGCUUGAUAUUGCAAACAUGUCCCACAACAAAUCGUUCUUUACACUCGAGCUAUCGAAUAAAGAAGAAACCAUCCAGUUCCAAACUGAAGACAUGGAAACUGCCAAAUACGUAUGGAGGAUGUGUGUCGCCAGGCACAAGUUCUACCGGCUGAAUUAUAGCCUCAAGUCCCCAGAUCCUCCUCCUCCACCCGUGGAAGGCUUCCAGAAAUCUCUCUCUCUCCUUUCUUUCCAACGUUUUCCAAUCCUCUCUCGUACUUCUCUUCCUAAAGGACAGUCUCAGGCAGUGAAUCCAGUGCGGCGGAGAUCCUCAACCCGAAUUUCCCUGCCAAAGCACCAACCUUACAUGAUGAGCCCACCCCACCAGAUUCUGUAUAAUGGACACUUUAAUGAGCAGUACAACAAUUCACAAGAUAAUCUUCCAGUGUUUGUGAGCAAUCAGAAUGGAUACUAUUACCACUCCCAAACAAGCCUUGACAGAACACCGCAUGAUUACAAUGGAAGAAUUCGUAAUGGAAGUGUUUAUAGUGCCCACAGCACCAACUCUCUGAACACCCAACAGCACUAUAUGCAGCCUUCUCCAAUGUCAUCCAAUCCCAGCAUUACGGGAAGUGACAUCAUGAGACCAGAGUACAUCCCCUCCCACCGCCACAGUGCUCUUAUCCCACCUUCCUAUCGUCCCACCCCGGAUUACGAGACUGUAAUGAGGCAGAUAAAUAGGGGCAUGAUACAUUCGGAGAGACAGAGCCAUUCUAUGAGAAAUCUGAACAUAGGGAAUUCCUAUGCUUACAGCAGACCUGAUGCAUUGGUUUACAGUCAGCCUGAAAUUAGGGAGCACUCCCAGUUCACCAAUCCACAAUCCAAUCAUUAUCCAUUCAAUAUGAAUUACAGCUUUCACAGCCAGUCUCCUUACCCUUACCAGGCUGAACGUAGGCCUGUUGUUGGAGCAGUCAGUGUACCAGAGCUAACCAAUGUCCAGGUCCAGGACUACACUGCAUCCAACAUAAUGAAGACACAGGUCUAUAGGCCUCCACCUCCUUAUCCAUACCCACGGCCAGCCAACAGCACCCCUGAUCUCACUCGACACCAUACCAGCAGUAGCAAUCCAGACCUGAUCACCAGAAGAGUUCAUCACUCUGUUCAGAUGUUCCAGGAGGACAGUCUUCCUGUUGCUCAUUCUCUUCAAGAAGUAAGCGAGCCACUGACUGCGGCCCGCCAUGCUCAGGUGCAAAAGAGGAACAGCAUUGAGAUUGCAGGACUGACUCACAGUAUAGAAGGGAUGAGGGUGAAAGAGAGGACAGUGUCAACUUCUGCAGCACCACAGAGAGUGUUGGCAACAGAAGGGCAAACUAGUGUCUACAUGGAGAGAACAAAAGAAGAGCAGGGUGGAGAUCAUGAAAGAGGGAAAUAUGGUCACAAAAAGUCCCUGAGCGAUGCCACCAUGCUGAUCCACAGCAGUGAGGAUGAUGAAGAUGAUAAUGAAGAAGACAACAUAACUAAUAUGCCGCAAGCACCUAUCUGCUAUGAUCGAUCACAGCUCCGUACCGUCAUGGAAACCUAUCCUGAUGAGACAGACCCAAGUUACCCUUUCAGUUCUGUGCCCCCCAACCACUUGCAUAUCUAUGAGAAUAAACAAGCUGACAUAGAGAAGGAGAAGAGGCUGAAGGUGGUAAGCCUGGUGCACGUUGAUGAAGACCUCAUGACCCACAGACGAGGAGAAUGCACCCUAGCUCCUUCAGUGUCUGAAUCUGACCUGACAGCAGAAACUGUGAGGUAUCGGCUGAGAAAAGAACCCAUGAAAAAGAGGCCAGUAUCUGAUGUCCUGUCAGGCAGAAAGGAUAUUGUUGAAGGACUUCCACCUUCAGGGGGCAUAAAGAAGACCCAUCGAGCAGAAAUUAAAAAAAUGGGUCCUCUGAAGCUUGCAGCUUGGAAUGGACUGUCACUGUCCCGCGUGCCUUUACUGGAUGAAGAGAAGGAGGAGCCUGCUCGGGCAACGAAUGAUGAAAGAUGUAAGCUCCUCGAGCAGCGGCUGGAGCAGGGCAUGGUAUUCACAGAGUACGACAAGACUCACAAGAAACGUUUGCCAGAAACUGAAUGUUCCAUUGCACGGCUUCCUGAAAACGCAGAGCGGAACAGAAUCCAGGAUGUCCUCCCUUACGAUGAUACCCGGGUGGAGCUGGUCCCAACAAAAGAAAACAAUACCGGUUAUAUUAAUGCUUCUCACAUUAAGGUGACGGUUGGCGGUGUGGAGUGGGAUUAUAUCGCCACGCAAGGUCCUCUACACAACACAUGUCAGGACUUCUGGCAGAUGGUCUGGGAGCAGGGGGUAUCCAUCAUCGCCAUGGUAACGCUGGAAGAAGAGGGUGGUCGAGAGAAAAGUUACCGCUACUGGCCCAGACUUGGCUCAAGGCACAACACGGUGACAUAUGGACGGUUUAAGAUCACCACGCGAUUUCGCACCGAUUCUGGCAGCUACGCCACAACUGGGCUGAAAAUCAAACACCUUCUAACCGGACAGGAGCGAACGGUUUGGCACUUGCAGUACACAGACUGGCCAGAGAACGGACUCCCCGAGGAUCUGAAAGGCUUCCUAUCAUAUCUAGAGGAGAUCCAGUCUGUCCGCCGCCACACAAACAGCACCACGGACCCCAGCAGCCCAAACCCCCCAGUGCUCGUGCAUUGUAGCACAGGUAUUGGAAGGACGGGAGUAGUCAUUUUAUCAGAGGUGAUGAUCGCGUGUCUGGAACAUAAUGAGAUGCUGGAUAUCCCGUUAGUCCUAGACAUGCUGCGACACCAGAGAAUGAUGAUGGUGAAGACUAUGGCACAGUACACUUUUGUGUACAAAGUCUUGAUUCAGUUCCUGAAGAGUUCAAGGUUGAUCUGAUUCGUUAUUGAACCAUCGAAAGCCUGCGCUUUUACGGGACGAUGAGAAGCCUCUUGGCAGCAGUCACAGACUGUGCUAUCUGUACGUGGAAUGAUUUAAAUUGCAGAGCAAUUAAUCAUUGGUGCCACUAUACAGGUCACAGUGAGAUGGAGCUGGUUAAACGGUGCUAAUUCAUACUGUUCAUGGAGACUCCCUUCUGUCAUUGUGUGGAAAAUACAGAUGCCUUGGUGUAUAAUAACCUUGGCUGGAGAGGAAGAGGAUGUGCAGAUCCAUUGGAUCAAAAUUGGUAUCCGUUGGAAACGGUUAGAAGUUGGAUAUUUGUGACGGGAUCAGAAAAUGUAAAAAAAUAAGAGUACACUUGGCUGAUUUUGCAACAAUAUUUAAUGCUCACUAGACAGUCCUACCUGUUUUCAAGCCACCACAGUUUGUGGAUUAGCCGUUGUCACCAAAGCUGUUCCACAGUGAGGGGACAAAACUUUUUUUUUUGCAGUAUUACAUAAAGCUAUGAUUUUACUGGUUAAAAUCUUCUAUGAUGCUAAUGACGUUUUAAAGCACUUUUUAUCUCAAGCGGUUUUAUUUAUGACUUUUGCAAAUAUUUUAAUCAAGUGCAUUUUUAAUAAGACAAUUGUUUAAUUAAGAUGCUGUUUGUGGUAAGGCUGGCAUGAAGGUUGAAUGUGACCAUAAAGUGCAGAGUGGUGUUGGCUUAUGACUAGAAUAUUUUUUUUUUAAUAAACUGCCAGAUGUGUUUAAUAAUUUAAAGGAGCACUUUAUCCACUACAGCUCCUUGUAGUGGUUAUAGUGCUAGAAACCUAUCUCCAGUUGUCUAUCACAGUUGGAGCAGUUUGGCAAUAAAAUGAUUCACCCUGGUACCUAUAAAUACUCUUCAGCUGUAGAUGGUACUAUAGGUGCCAGAGAGCACUCCUUUUUUUUGUCAAACUGCUUCAAAACUGUUACAGAAAAUCGAGGGACAGCGCUUAUAAACACCUAAUCACUACAAUGAGCUGUAGCGGUUAUGGUGUUUGGACUAUCCCUUUAACUCAUCAGUGCCAGAAGGGACAGCAGUCGGGAUUACUUGAACGUUUCCUAAAAUCAGACCACGCAGAGAAGCCUGCAGGGGAAAAGCCAUGAAAUUACAUGGAUACAAAUUUGGAAAAUCCAGUUUAGUGAAUGAGGAACUGUAUUUUGGUUGCGAAACUUGGCUCCUGUUGCCUAACAAAGGCAUUCACACACAUGAAAAGUAAUUUAUUACAUACACCUUGAGGGGGUGGAAGUCCUUACAGAUUUUUUCCAUGUAAAAAUCAACAGUUGCAACACAGAUGUGAAAAUUCCAAAAAUGGCUACGGACCAGAUUGUAAUCGACAGAACAUUUUUUUUUGUGUUUGUAUGUUCUGUAUUUGUAAAAAUCAAGGAAUCAUACCAUUCAUGUUGGAUAGAAUUUUAAUUAAAUGGCCAAUUUAAUUUUGUGCCGAAAAAAAUAAGGAAAGAAAAAGAAUUAUUGCGUUACCACCCAAAAAAAAAUAAAAAAAUAUAUAUAUAUAUAAAAAUAAAUGAAACAACCAUACAAUAUCCAGCACACUCACUGAUUAAACACCAACUUUAUAGCUAGCAACAUUUGAUUGGCAAAAAUAAUGGGGAUUUAGUUACAGUAUAUGAUCAUACAUUGCAUAAGCCUGCCACAACGUCAAUGUACCCAUUUUUUUUUUUUGCAGAUUCUACUCUAGUAACCUAAUGCCUGCUUAUAUGAGAGUAACCCGCCUACUUGGGAAAUCCAUCCUCCCAGGGCUAUCUGCAGGGCAACGUUAAAAUAAUAUAGGUUUGAAGUCCUAAGAAUGCUGACACUUUUUUUGCUAUAUUCAGCAUGGGUAAUCACCUAGGUUAAUACUGCAUUAAUAUUUUCUCAAGUAGUGCUGGCGAUUGUAUAUAUGUAUAGCACUCCUCAAGAAAAUAUUACUGCCGAAUCAACCUAGGUGCGUACCCAUGCUUAUGUGAAUAUAGCAAAAAAUAUAGAAAUAUAUAUAUAUAUUUUUUGACAUAUAGACAUAUCAGCACCGUGCGGCGAUAUGUUUAAGGCAGGUCAUACAAAUUCAUCUGGUUAGCAAAACCAACAGCAAAUCUAAAGAUUAAAAUAUUAACCUGUAGUUUGUAAAUGGACUGGCUGCCCAUACUCCUGUGAGCAAAAAAGCUGAAUAUGCAGCUGUACACUACCUGCUAUGGGAUGCUACACUAGGCAUUGUGGGAGAGCGAAAAUACCGACAUAUUUGUAGCUUAUGGAGCUAUAUCAAUGGCAAUAAGCUAGAAUUUCAAAAUAUCAAAAAUAAAUUGUAUCUAUAUAUCUGCUAGCGGUAUAUUGUAUCGGUUGAUUCACUGAUAUACAACAUUCUCCUAAAAUCCUUGCUGAGUUUACGUCUAAAGAGAAAACUCAUAGAAUGUUUUGGUAUUGGAUGUUAGAUGCAUUAAAGAAACUUUAAGCACCAUAACCACUGCAGCUUAUUCUAGUGGUGAUUGUGCUGUGAAUUUCACAUUUCAUAGCAACCCCAUUUUUUUUUGACAAACCAUUUAAUUUACAAAAACCUAGGGCUCUCCCAACACUCAAAGACCAGUCUCUCAGGCACUGAUGUGAUAAUGAGGAACAUUCACUUAUCUGUCCAACCUAUGAAGGCAAUGGUCGGCUAUGAGGGCAGAGGUUGGCUUAGCCAGGGCCGGAUAGUGCUUUACAUUUACCCUUACUUGGCUGAUCUAGCAGGAUAAAGAAAAAUGUGAACUUCAGUUUUUUGUCCCUUGAACAUUUCUUCCCAGUGAAAGGAACACUAAGAACCAUUACCACUACAGAUUGUUAAGUGGUUAUGGUGUUAGGGGUGCCCUGGCGUCCCCCUCCCCUUUCUUAGUAGACAAACUGUUUUAGAAAGUGUUUGGGAGAGAACCACACGCCUGUCCCUGCUACUUCAGACUGGAAGCUCUCUGUUUGAGUAGAGUCUGACAGUGUGGGGCUUAGCUCAUUAGCGGAGAGCUAAUUCUCUCAGCCAGUGAGCUAGCACUUUGCUCAGUAAAGCUAACGCAUGUUGUCUUUUUUGGAGUUUCAUGCUCUGCAUUGUAAGUAGUGUAGGCCAAGAGCGAAGCCCAGUGUACCCCUGAAAAAAAGUCAAAUCGUUUUAAAACAAAUAGAUGUGUGCCAGGGCACUAGUGGCACCAAAACCACUGCAGCUUGCUUUCUUUUUGGUGCUUUUUUUUCUGGCUGUGAAUGUCAACUAAUCAUUUAUUGGAUUUUUUUUUCAUUAAUGAUUUUUUUUAUACUAUAUUCAACCCAGUAAACACUAAUU